UCCAGCAGCAGCAGCAGCAGCAGAAACGCCCUGCAUCCUCUCUCCUCUCCUCCAACAUCCAUCCACCGUCCCCGGCUCUCCUCUGCUCCUUCUGCCCGUGGAGAAGCCACUCUGACCCGGCAGGAAGACGAACCUAACCUCCCUGGGAGAAAUGGCCUUUUAACACUCGAGAGAAUAACCCAGAAAAAGACAUGGAUCUUUUGCCUUUUUCCUUCCUGCACCUCCUCCUCCUCCUCUCCUGCUUCCCCGCUUCUGCUGACAGGAGAUUCGGUUGCCUGUUUGAGAGUGAGCUGUGUUCACCAUAUGAGAUCUGCGUCAACGAUGGGAUGUUUGGGAGGUGUCACCCUGUUCCGGUGAAGGAGGUUUACACCUACGAUGUCUCCCCGUCUGUAGUGCAACGCUUCAGGACGCUGCUGGAGAAGCUCUCCAACAGAGGUUUGACCUGGGAGGACGACGCCACUCAGCAGGUUCUGUCCAAAGAAUUGUCCAAACUGAGGAGGAUUCCCUUCAGGUCGCAGCAGAAUGGAGGCGGCUACAACACAGACAGCAGGCCUGCAGCUGAAGCGAUGGACCCAGUAGACCAGAGGGUGAAGCCCGUGGAGGUGGAGCUCAGCAGGAAUCUGCAGGCCUAUCUCCAACGUCUCGGCCUGCUUCCCAAAACAUUGCCUUCCUCCAGUCUGAGCACCUCAGGCAAGAGUGACCGUUUCCAGUCAGGCAUCCCAACAGACUUCUAUCGCUCCAAGGCUCAGAUUUCGCCUCAGAAGUCGUCUCCCUCCAGCUUUUCCUCGCUUUCAUCUUUCUUACCUCAGCCGAAGCAGAGACCUCCAGCCGACCAGCUCCUGGCCACGCAGGCUGAGGGUGACCUUCUCCUGGGCGCCCUGAGGCAGUAUCUCUCCGGGCAUCUGUCCCUGCACAGUGGGGGGGUGAGCCCCGCGGAGCAGGAGGCCCCCCCGUCCCGCCUCAGGCCCUUCUACAGCAACGGAAUAGAAAAUUCUGGGCUGAAAAAAGAGACGACAAAACCCAGGCUCCUGACGUUGGGGAGAAGUCAGGAGGCUUCAGUCAACGACCCUCUGACGUCUGUGGACGAGAGAUUCAUCAAGAACGUUUUGAAGAACGUUGGCAGGCACCACGUAGACGUGGAUGGCCUGACGCCGCAGGACCUGAGCCAGUUGUCCAGCCUGAUAGCUGACGCCCUGCAGGUGGUGGACCAGGACCAGGGACCCAACAGGGGCAUGCCCCGCGUCAGACCUGGACCCAGAGACCUGGAGGGCGAGCUGAAAGAGGAACAAGUAGGGGAGGAGGCUGCCAGGAAUGAGGAGGAGGAGAAAUUGCUGGAGAGCGCUCCCACACUGAAACCACAGGAGAACACUCCUGUAGUGCCAGCAGCAGUUCAAGCAGAGCGCCGUGCGGACACAGAGGAGCAUGACAUGAAGGACAUGCCUGAGACUGGAAACCUCUUCAACAAACUUCUUGCCUACCUGGACAAAACCUCCUUCGGCGGCCCUCCCUCGGCAAUUAAUCGCGCCGACUCAGCACUGGAGACGCCCAGAGGACAACCAGUGGGGCUGGAAAACGUCCAGAGUCGGACCAGUGAAGCAGGCGUGACCGUGCAGAAGAAGGAUGCUGCGCAGACUGUGGAGGAGGUGUCGGAGGUGCAGGGCUGGAUCAAGGAGGUGGCGCCCCCUCCUGCCUCGCUGGUGUACGACAAGCUGCACAAGAAGACGAUGCACGUCCCCGAACUCCAGCUGGACGUCAAAGCCGGCAGGAAGAAGGCCGACGACGAUGUCUUCGGUUACGUCAUCACCGAUACAGAUGGUCUCCAGACAGACGAAGGCCUCCAACUGAUGGCAAUUCUGGCUCGCCGGGCUAAAAUCCAGAUGUCGGACAUUGCUGAGCUCUCGGUGGUGGGCCCCGCUGUGACCUUCAAAGUGAGACCGAACACUCACAACGUCAGCACCGCAGAUGUGGCCAAUGUGGCUGUUCAGCAGAAAGAAUCUCUGGAGAAAGAAACCAAGCUCAGCAUCCUGGAGGCCGGGGUCACCGAUGGAAGCCAGAUCAACCAGAUCCCCACUAAGUACAGCCAGGCGGAGUCCACCAAGUUCCUGGUCCUCACCGUCGUGUCCAUCCUGUGCAUUGUCGGCGUGCUGCUGGCCUCCACCGUGGUCUACUGCCUGCGCCACCGCUCACACCACAAGCUGAAGGAGAAGCUCACCAAUCUGGGGACAGAUACCGGCAGCGAUGCUACCGCCACCUAUCAGGAGCUCUGUCGACAGCGUAUGGCGGUCAAACCUCCAGCUGAGCGCCCGGAGCCCAUCUCCUCCAGGAUCAACAGCGUGUCGUCUCAGUUCAGCGAUGGCGGUCAGGCCGUCAGCCCCUCGGCACGGAGCAGCAUCUCCUCCUGGAGCGAAGAGCCCGCCCACUCCAACAUGGACAUCUCCACCGGUCACAUGAUCCUGUCCUACAUGGAGGACCACAUGAAGAACAAGGACCGCCUGGAGAAGGAGUGGGAGGCGCUGUGUGCCUAUCAGGCAGAGCCCAACGCCUGCACCAUCAGCCUAAAGGACGGCAACGCCAAGAAGAACCGCUCCGCUGCUGUUGUGGCAUAUGAUCACUCCAGAAUCACCUUGAAGGCGGAGAACAGCCAAGGCAACUCUGAUUACAUCAAUGCCAGCCCGAUCAUGGAUCACGAUCCCAGGAACCCGGCCUACAUCGCCACUCAAGGCCCUUUGCCCUCCACCGUGGCUGAUUUCUGGCAGAUGGUUUGGGAGAAUGGUUGCGUGGUCAUUGUCAUGCUGACUCCUCUGGUGGAGAGCGGGGUGAAGCAGUGCUACCACUACUGGCCCGAUGAGGGAUCCAACCUGUACCACAUCUAUGAGGUGAACCUGGUGUCUGAACACAUCUGGUGCGAUGACUUCCUGGUUCGUAGCUUCUAUCUGAAGAACAUGCAGACCAACGAGACACGAACUGUAACUCAGUUCCACUUCCUGACCUGGCUCAACCAGAACGUCCCGGAGACCAGCAGGACCCUCCUCGACUUCCGCAGGAAAGUUAACAAGUGCUACCGGGGACGCUCGUGUCCUAUCAUAGUCCACUGCAGUGACGGUUCAGGGAGAAGUGGGACCUACGUCCUGAUCGACAUGGUCCUCAACAAGAUGGCUAAAGGUGCCAAGGAGAUUGAUAUUGCAGCGACUCUGGAGCACCUGCGGGACCAGAGGCCGGGAAUGGUUCAGACCAAGGAUCAGUUUGAGUUUGCGUUGACGGCCGUGGCCGAGGAGGUGAACGCCAUUCUGAAAGCUCUUCCACAGUAGGAAGGAGCACCUCCUUCUGAUGGACCUCCUUCUGUCUCAUUUAGAGGACAGUCCCUGUUAUACUCCCUCAUGUUUCCUCCUCCCAUCUCCUCAAUACUCUCUCCUGUUUCCACCUCCUCCUUUCUCCUCUCGUUCUUCCCUUCUGUCUCAUUCUGUCUCCUCUUUUCUCAACUUGUCAUCCCAGUUUUCCUCCUUUUUUCCCUCAAUCCAGUUGCUGCAAAUUUUUUCUUGUCUUUUCCUGUCCUCUCCUCUUCCACGCUGUCUCAUUGCUUCAUCUAUCUCUCCCCACCUUCUUCCACUAUAUCUCGCUAUUCUCUCUUGUCCGUUUUUUCCAAAUAUCUCCCCCUUUCCUCGCCCUACAUUUCCUCAUUUUAACGACCUCCUAUCUCUUAUGUCUCCUCUCCUUUUCCUUCCACUCAUCGCCCCCUCCUUUCCCCAUCUCCUCCUCUCCUCCCAUCUUAGUAAACAUUGUGCCAGGAACCCGUUGAACCAAUCCUGAACAUAGAUAGACCUUCCUUCUAUUGUAAUGAUCCAUGCAGCCUGUUUUCCAAAGCCACAUUCAAACACAUUUUUCAUAUAUUGAUAAAAAUGUUUCUCUAGAUUCUGUUAAGAGUGUAUUUAUUAUAGCUUCUGUUGGAUUAGUCUUUGUUUCUGAGUGUGUGUGAUGUUGAUCAUCAUGUCUCUGUAUCACAAAAAUCGUACUUGUGUCUGAUUUUUAGAGCUUUCUGAUAUCUUGUGUCACAGUGCAACUCAUCUGUGAUUUUAUCUGGCAUUGAGGAUUUAUUUUAUCUCAACAGUAAGUGAUGAAAAACUGCCAGUGGGGGUGUUGUUUCCAAAAAUUGUGACAACUCCAUUCUGCAAUUUUCCUCUUACUGUGAGAAAAUUAAAAAGAUGCUGGUACUGGAUGUGAGGUAAAAUAAUAUGGAUAUAUAUUUUUUCGACGUGUAAUUCUCAUUAUCUUAGUAGAAGCAAUAUUGUGUUUCUUCAACCUGAAUCGUUAUCUCUCGUGGACAACCAAUAUCGUGGCUUGUCAGUGAAGUUACACUCAUGUCUGCCUUAAUAAAAACACAGUAGAUGGACUUGUGUCCAGCCACGUGGAAACUAGGCUAGUGUGGAACACUUUAUUUUAAAAUGGCCUUAUUGCAGCGGAUUAACCUGUGGAUUAAAGGUUUGCUGGAAUGGAAAUCUCAGAUAAACACUAAAGAAAAAGCAUGUCUUUAAAAAUCCGGCGACAGGAAGUUACCCUCUGUCCAAAAGUUUGUGAAAGUCUUUGAAAUAGUUCAACAGCAGUAAUCUUGCAUACUUUGAAUAAUAAAUGAUUAAUAACUUUGAACCACAGAACGCUGGAAUGAUGCCAUUAAAAAAUAAAGUGUUUCUGACUGGUACUUUUAUGAUCAAAGAGGAUAGUCUUGCUUCUGAAUAGCAGUUCUUCUAUGUAGCAUUAAUGGAUGAUUUGUACAUGUACAGUAGCUGAACCUGUGUUGCAUUGAAAACUAGUAGCAGUGACACUUGUCAGCUGGUUUUUCCCAAAGGCAUCUUGAGAAUAACUGAAUUUUUGUUCUGCUGUGACAUGAAAAUGAAAUGUUUUAUCAUGCUCCUUUCGUUUCCCUGCAGUAUUUUACCUUAGUGGAUAAAAAAUGGCAGUGCUGACUUUUUCUUCACUUCCAACCUCAUUAAAAUUCAAAAAAUAAAUUAAGUUGAAGCAAAUAUUCCAUCUUAAUUAUAUGUAGAAGGUUUGAAGAGUCUGUGAGUUGAUUAUCAUAUUGUAUGGAAAUGAAUUGAAACUAAUGGCUGCCUAAAAAGCAGACAGACUACUUUAAAAGUCUGAAGGUUUCCCACAUGGAUUCAUAGAUUGUCAGCAGUAAUUAGAAGUAUAAUUGCUUUGUAUAUUUAAAGGGGGUCUAGUAUGGUGCUUUAAGAUGCAAUCAAUCCUACAGUCUGUGUCUGUUGGACUUAUUUUAGAUUCUUACAGCACAAUUAAAGGCAAUUAAACUCACAUAUUUUACAAGUAGCCAUUAUAUUGAAUGUUUCUGGUAACCUGUUGAACACGAGCAAAAGAUCGUUUCGUUUUUCUUACCUUUCCAAAUAAAAGUAACUCCCUGGGUUUUUGGGUAAACAGAUAACUAACACAACAAUAUACCUAAAAGUCAGAAUAGGCUGUUUGCCAUUUACUCCAACAAUUACAUUUAGACAGUUCUAUUUAAAAUGAUUAAAACUAAACACAAAGAAAAGAACAUGGGUUUGGUUAAAAUUAGUACAUUUAAAUAUGUGACAUGGUUACGUACUAACAUGAUCAUUUAUUUAAUUUAGCGGCAAAUGUCCAAGCAAGCAGUCCAAUAUGCGGAUUUUGCUGCUCUUUAUAUCACAUCACUUGACUUCCUCCUUUGCUCUAGUACUAAUUUAUACAGCCACUAGAGGUUGCCACCUAACAACAACAUAAUAUGGGUCUUAAUAAGCUGCUAGUACGUCCUUAAGCAUUUUUUUUUUUGGUGAGGACUUUAAAGUUUUACCCAUAUAUCACUGUGUUUAUUGGCUGAGAGUAAUAGUACUCAUACACAAACAUAUUGUUAUCUAAAGAUACCUUUGGGAAACAGCUCAUAGUUUGUGUAAAAUCACCUUAAUUUCACUGCUUCCAAUUGGCUGUCACUAAAUGAACAGUUUUAAAGAUUCUGUCCAUCAAAUUCUAGUUUUCUUUGUGUAUUUGAAUCACUAAUAAUAUGACUUGCGUACUAUGCUACUAGUGCAUGGCUAUUUAUUCAGCAAAUCAGUGUGCUGUAUUUUCUUGUGGCCUCAAGACGAUCUUAGCAAAACUCUUCAAGCAAACAAACAAGUGUUCGCUUUUAUUUUAGACUUUUGUAUUGCACGAGAAGCUCCAAGGACCUUAAAAAGUGCAAAAGCCAAGGAUUAUCAUCUUUAGACUGUGCAGAUCAUGGUUAAGAGAGAGUUGAAAGGUAGCGCAGUGUCGAUAUGAUGUAAUGCUGCAGCAAGCUGGUGUCAUGUUGUUGGAAUCAACUCCAUUUUUCAUCACAAGAUUGAAACUUUCUGCAAGAAAUGGUCCUUAUAACAGCCUGUUAUGUGAUGUAAUACGGGAUCUAAGUGAUACCUUCAUGUAUGUUGGAAGUAUGUAUUGAAAGAAUUUUAAUUAUCUGAUUCUACCAGCCAUUUCUAAUGCCAGUCAAAACUAAACUUCUUAUAAUGGGUAUUUCCUCAGUAGGUCAUAUUCCCCCAAUGCAGUUUUGUCUUUCACACAUUUCAUCAAGUAUCAAUAGAUGGCUGGUCUGUUGCAUUAACACUGUACAUAAACCAAAAAAACAACAGAAGAUAUUUUGUUCUAUUGGUGUAAACAACUUGUGAAUAAAGUCUCAUUGUCGAUGCAGUAAUGUAAUGCAAUCCUGA
Molecule: messenger RNA, 6704 nt
Organism: Centropristis striata (black sea bass)
Lineage: Eukaryota; Metazoa; Chordata; Actinopteri; Perciformes; Serranidae
Product: receptor-type tyrosine-protein phosphatase N2-like
Exons: 23
Coding region: 192-3308 (1038 amino acids)
Biological process (GO): protein dephosphorylation
Cellular component (GO): secretory granule
Molecular function (GO): protein tyrosine phosphatase activity
Source: RefSeq, a predicted model, not a curated record